Pyrus x bretschneideri (Chinese white pear) is the source of this 2002-nucleotide messenger RNA. RefSeq names its product putative tRNA pseudouridine synthase. Bases 45 to 1631 code for a protein of 528 amino acids. NCBI's taxonomy places the organism in Eukaryota, Viridiplantae, Streptophyta, Magnoliopsida, Rosales, Rosaceae. Gene Ontology annotation, cellular component: nucleus. Gene Ontology annotation, molecular function: RNA binding; pseudouridine synthase activity. The record is from RefSeq and is a predicted model, not a curated record. The transcript is spliced from 8 exons. Gene Ontology annotation, biological process: tRNA pseudouridine synthesis; mRNA pseudouridine synthesis.
UUUUUUCGUUCACUGUCUGCAGCUCCCCUUCAGAAUCUCCAAAAAUGGCCGUCUCCUCACUGCGACUCCCCUUCUCCCUCUGCCUCCCAAAGUUCCCAUCUCGCACCUUCCAUUUUUCAAAGCCAAUUUUACCCCUCAGACUCAACCUUAUUUACUGCUGCUCCUCCUCCUCCCUCUAUACGCCCGAACAAACCUCAACCAGCUCCGGUCACAAAUGGCAGUCCGUCCGAAAGAGGAAAGUGGUUCUCCGGGUCGGGUACGUCGGCACCGAGUACCGAGGCUUGCAAAUGCAACGAGACGAAAAUUCAUUAUCCACUAUUGAGAAAGAGUUGGAAACUGCCAUAUACAAUGCGGGCGGUAUCCGUGAGAGUAAUCUGGGGAACCUUAACAAGAUUGCGUGGGCCAGGAGUAGCCGGACUGAUAAAGGAGUUCACUCUUUAGCAACGAUGAUAUCAUUGAAAAUGGAAAUCCCAGAGAAUGCAUGGGUCGGAGACCCUUUUGGCAUGGAUCUUGUGAAUCACAUUAACUCUUAUCUGCCUCGUAAUAUCAAAGUUUUCAGCAUUUUGCCUGCGCAGAGGAGCUUUGAUCCUAGAAAGGAGUGUAAUCUCCGCAUGUAUUCAUACCUCCUUCCUGCUGAGGUUAUUGGAAUCAAAAGUCACUUCAACGCAGAUGAAAUUGAUUAUCACAUCUCAGACUUCAAUAAUAUACUAAAAGCUUUCGAGGGAGAACAUCCUUUUCAUAAUUAUACUAUACGAUCUAAAUACAGGUCGAAGUAUCCUGCAAAACAAUCACCCAAACAUGGAAAAGUGUCGAUAGCAGGUAGAUCAACCAGAGAGGCAACAGCCUCUGAGUCUGAGUCUGAGGAAAGCGACAGGGAAGAAUAUUUUGAUGAAACAUAUGCAUCAGAAUCAAAUGCUGAGGAACUGAACCAAAUUUCUUCGUUUUCUAGCAAUAGUGAGGACAGCUUACUCGAUGCUUGCAAGAAGCAGGGAGAUGUUCUAAAGGUUCAAAGUGCUGGUUCGGUCAUCCGUGCAAGAUGGUUAUUUGAACCUGAUGAAAGAGAUAGAAUUGGUGCUUCUCAUUUCAGAAAGAUUUUUCAGUGCUCUUGUGGGAAGCUGGAGAAAUCGCUUGGACAUGAUUAUGUUGAAGUUUCCAUAUGGGGAGAGUCUUUCAUGUUACAUCAAAUCCGCAAAAUGGUUGGAACUGCUGUGGCUAUAAAGCGCGAGUUACUCCCUAGAGAUAUUUUGACAUUGUCACUGGCCAAGUUUUCCCGGAUAGUCCUACCACUUGCCCCAUCUGAAGUUUUGUUUUUAAGAGGGAACAGGUUUUCAAUUAGAGUAAAAAAUGUAACAAGGCCUGAAAUGACGACAAUGGUUGAAUCAGAAGAAAUAAAUAAGGUGGUUGACGAGUUCUUCAUAUCUGUUAUGUUGCCUCAAGUUACAAAGUUCUUAGAUCCUUCAGGAUAUCCUUGGAAUGAAUGGGUUGAGAAUUUGGAUAGAAACACAGGCAUUCCAGAUGCAGAAUUGGAUGAAGUCAGGAACGCUUGGAAAGUGUGGAGGGAAAAGUUUGACGGUUUUGCAUCAGUCCGAAACCAAAGAGACAAGGUAGAUGCCGAUGAUUGCAAUGGAUAAGCUUUCUCAUGGUUUAUUGGGAUCUAACCGGAACACCCUUUUAUGUUCUUUGGAAAUACACCGAGAUCAUACAAACUCCAAUGCGGGAGGUGUAACGGACUGUGGAGUUCAUCAAAAUCAGCCGUGGCUUAUUCACUGCCGGUGCUGACUCGGCAACCGACGCUGUUCCCAUGACAAGAAAAUACAGGAAACAGCCAGUAUUUCCUGUGCUCUGAUACAUGUUAUUGAAUUGUUAAGCACUCUGUCAUUGUUUACUGAACCGGUUCGAUCAUUUUUUUAUUUCAUUUGUAAUUUGUUGAGCAGAAAACUUUGGAUGUUAUUCUUUCAGAGCUUAACAAAAUAUGAGUUAUGCAAACGUAGUUUACAACCGA